Molecule: messenger RNA, 1707 nt
Organism: Candida dubliniensis CD36
Lineage: Eukaryota; Fungi; Ascomycota; Pichiomycetes; Serinales; Debaryomycetaceae
Gene: ADE2
Product: phosphoribosylaminoimidazole carboxylase
Exons: 1
Coding region: 1-1707 (568 amino acids)
Biological process (GO): 'de novo' IMP biosynthetic process
Molecular function (GO): phosphoribosylaminoimidazole carboxylase activity; metal ion binding; ATP binding
Source: RefSeq, a predicted model, not a curated record
AUGGAUAGCAAAACGAUUGGUAUUUUAGGAGGCGGCCAAUUAGGUCGUAUGAUUGUUGAAGCGGCCCAUAGAUUGAAUAUCAAGACCGUGAUUUUGGACGCAGCCAAAUCACCAGCUAAACAGAUUAAUGCUUUAGAUGAUCAUGUUGACGGGUCAUUUACAAACUAUGAAUCGAUUGUGAAAUUGGCUGAAAAAGCUGAUGUAUUAACUGUUGAAAUUGAACAUGUUGAUGUCGAUGCUUUGAUCAAAGUUCAAAAGAAAUUUCCCGACGUUGAAAUAUAUCCAUUACCUGAAACCAUUAGAUUGAUUCAAGAUAAGUAUUUGCAGAAAAAUCAUUUAGUCAGUCACGGAGUUGCAGUUACAGAAUCUGUUGCUGUUGAAAACAACACUAUUGAUGACUUAUUAAAUAUUGGAGAAAAGUUUGGAUACCCUUAUAUGUUAAAAUCAAGAACUUUAGCAUAUGAUGGUAGAGGUAACUUUGUUGUCAAAAACAAAUCAUACUGUGAGAAAGCUUUAGAAUUUUUGAAAGAUCGUCCAUUAUAUGCUGAAAAAUGGUGUCCCUUUACCAAAGAGUUGGCUGUAAUGGUAGUGAGAUCAUUAGAAGGGGAAGCAUUUGCCUACCCAACCGUUGAAACUAUUCAUGAAAACAAUAUUUGUCAUUUAGUGUACGCUCCUGCCAGAAUUCCAGACACUUUAGCUAAAAAGGCAUCCAUAUUAGCCAAGAAUGCAGUAAAGUCGUUUCCUGGGUGUGGUAUUUUUGGUGUUGAAAUGUUCUUGUUGGAAAAUAAUGAAUUAUUGAUCAAUGAAAUUGCACCAAGACCUCAUAAUUCUGGUCAUUAUACCAUUGAUGCCUGUGUCACAUCGCAAUUUGAAGCCCAUGUUCGUGCUGUUUCAGGAUUGCCUAUGCCAAAGGGGUUCACCGAGUUUUCUACUUCUAUCACUAAUGCUAUUAUGUUGAAUGUUUUAGGUGAUAAGGAAUCUCCAAAUAAAGAAUUGGAAAUUUGUCGUCGUGCUUUGGAAACCCCACAUGCUUCAGUAUAUCUUUAUGGUAAAACCACUAGACCAGAGCGAAAAAUGGGCCAUAUCAAUAUUGUCACAUCUUCCAUGCAAGAUGCUGAGAGUAGAUUGAGUUAUAUAUUGGGUGACACCACUGAAAUUCCUAAAUCUUUAACUGUUGACAAAGAAUCUCCGUUGGUGGGAAUAAUAAUGGGUUCAGAUUCUGAUCUACCAGUUAUGGCAGUUGGUGCUCGUAUAUUGAAACAAUUUGGUGUGCCAUUCGAACUCACAAUUGUAAGUGCCCACAGAACACCACAUAGAAUGUCUGAGUAUGCCAUUGAAGCUCCAAAACGUGGCUUGAAGUGUAUUAUAGCUGGUGCCGGUGGUGCUGCUCAUUUGCCAGGUAUGGUGGCGGCUAUGACUCCGUUGCCUGUCAUUGGUGUUCCUGUUAAGGGAUCUACUUUAGAUGGGGUUGAUUCGUUGCACUCUAUAGUGCAAAUGCCAAGAGGUAUUCCUGUUGCAACUGUUGCUAUUAACAACAGUACUAAUGCUGCAUUAUUGGCAAUUAGAAUACUAGGUGCCUACGACUCAAAAUGGUUGACCGAGAUGAACCAGUAUAUGUUGAAUAUGGAAACGGAAGUAUUAGGUAAAGCAGAGACUUUAGAAGAAAUUGGAUACGAAGACUAUUUGACAGAUAAAUUGAAAAAAUAG